AUGCUGAAGCCGGGGGACCCCGGUGGCUCGGCCUUCCUCAAAGUGGACCCAGCCUACCUGCAGCACUGGCAGCAACUCUUCCCGCACGGAGGCGGCGGCGGCCCGCUCAAAGGCAGCGGGACGGCGCUUCCCCUCGGCGCGCCCCAACCCCUGCAACCGCCACCGCCGCCGCCGCCUCCGCCUCCGCCGCCGCCUCCCGAGCGCGCCGAGCCUCCUCCGGACGGCCUGCGGCCGCGGCCCGCCUCGCUCUCGUCCGUCUCGUCCACCCCGGCUCCCUCCUCCACCUCCGCCUCUUCUGCCUCCUCCUGUGCCGCCGCCGCCGCCGCUGCCGCCGCCGCCGCCGCGCUGGCGGGUCUCUCGGCCUUGCCGGUGGCGCAGAUGCCGGUGUUCGCGCCCCUAGCUGCUGCUGCGGUGGCCGCGGAGCCGCUGCCCCCCAAGGACCUGUGCCUGGGCGCCUCCUCGGGCCCUGGGCCCGCUAAGUGCGGUGGCGGCGGCGGCGGCGGCAGCGCGGGGGACAGCCGUGGCGUCCCGCGUUUCCGCUGCAGCGCCGAGGAGCUGGACUAUUACCUGUACGGCCAGCAGCGCAUGGAAAUCAUCCCGCUCAACCAGCACACCAGCGACCCCAACAACCGUUGCGACAUGUGCGCGGACAACCGCAACGGGGAGUGUCCCAUGCACGGGCCACUGCACUCGCUGCGCCGGCUUGUGGGCACCAGCAGCGCUGCGGCCGCUGCACCCCCGCCGGAGCUGCCCGAGUGGUUGCGGGACCUGCCGCGGGAGGUGUGCCUGUGCACUAGCACCGUGCCCGGCCUGGCGUACGGCAUCUGUGCAGCGCAAAGGAUCCAGCAGGGCACUUGGAUUGGGCCCUUCCAGGGCGUGCUCCUGCCACCGGAGAAAGUGCAGACCGGCGCGGUGAGGAACACGCAGCACCUCUGGGAGAUAUAUGAUCAAGAUGGGACACUUCAGCACUUUAUUGAUGGUGGGGAGCCCAGCAAGUCGAGCUGGAUGAGGUAUAUCCGAUGUGCAAGGCACUGUGGAGAGCAGAACCUAACAGUAGUUCAGUACAGGUCGAAUAUAUUCUACCGAGCCUGUAUAGAUAUCCCCAGGGGCACCGAGCUUCUGGUGUGGUACAAUGACAGCUAUACGUCUUUCUUUGGGAUCCCCUUACAAUGCAUUGCCCAGGAUGAAAACUUGAACGUCCCUUCCACAGUCAUGGAAGCCAUGUGCCGACAAGACGCCCUACAGCCCUUCAACAAAAGCAGUAAGCUUUCUUCCUCCGGCCAGCAGCGCUCGGUGGUUUUCCCACAGACUCCCUGCAGCAGGAAUUUCACCCUCUUGGAUAAAUCUGGGCCCAUCGAGGCAGGAUUUAACCAAAUCAACGUGAAGAAUCAGCGGGUCCUGGCCAGCCCAACCUCCACCAGCCAGCUGCACUCGGAGUUCAGCGACUGGCACCUUUGGAAGUGUGGCCAGUGCUUUAAGACUUUCACGCAGCGAAUCCUCCUGCAGAUGCACGUAUGCACACAGAACCCGGACAGACCCUACCAGUGUGGCCACUGCUCCCAGUCCUUUUCCCAGCCGUCAGAACUGAGGAACCACGUGGUCACCCACUCCAGCGACAGACCUUUCAAGUGUGGCUACUGUGGUCGCGCAUUCGCUGGGGCCACCACCCUCAACAACCACAUCCGGACGCACACUGGAGAAAAGCCCUUCAAGUGCGAGAGAUGUGAGAGGAGCUUCACCCAGGCCACGCAGCUGAGUCGACACCAGCGAAUGCCCAACGAGUGCAAGCCAAUAACCGAGAGCCCGGAAUCAAUCGAAGUGGAUUAACUGAUUGACUGGCUGGAAUUAAACUGCAAGGAAAGUCAUGAUUAAAUGUCACGGACACUUAAGCAAAACCAAAGAUUUCCUCUGAGCAACUUUCAAUCAGUCCCAGAAAACCAAAAGCAGUAAUAAAAUAAGUAAGAUGUUAAGAGAUAUUGAUCCUGGCAUGGAAGUCAGACCAGGAAAGAGAUUAUUUAUUUAUGACUAGGGAUGAGACUGAUGUCCGUGGACAGCUCACCUGGGAUGGCUAGCAUUUCCGGUCCAACCAUGAGUUUGCUUUAUUUCUAAAAAAGCUUUUUUU
This is a messenger RNA of Peromyscus eremicus (cactus mouse), 2122 nucleotides long. RefSeq names its product PR/SET domain 6 (gene Prdm6). The transcript is spliced from 7 exons. The coding region runs from base 1 to 1827 and encodes 608 amino acids. Lineage: Eukaryota; Metazoa; Chordata; Mammalia; Rodentia; Cricetidae. Gene Ontology annotation, cellular component: nucleus. The record is from RefSeq and is a predicted model, not a curated record. Gene Ontology annotation, molecular function: histone methyltransferase activity; protein binding.